AGUUUUAUCACAGCUGAAUCGAUCGAACAUCCGAGCCUGCGUGCUAACGGAGGCGCCAUGCGACUUCUUCGUAGAUUUCAGCGUCCGUCGUAAUCUCGUUCGUUGCAGUUUAGAUUUUGUCAUAAUCGGUCAAGCCUCGAACAAUUGUGAAUCGAAACGAAUAUAAUCAAUUCCAUUGAAAAUGCCAUCGGUACGCCGAAUGAUCCUCGGACACGUUAUGUCCGGUUUAUGUACCAAAAUGAAUCGCACGAAAAAACUCCAAGGAGAUUUACUCGAAACUCCGAUGAAAAGAUGUCUUUCCACCUUCGAUAUUACUCUACUCGGCGUUGGUCAUAUGGUUGGCGCUGGAAUCUACGUUUUGACAGGAACAGUAGCUCGCGACACGGCCGGCCCAGGCGUAGUUUUAAGCUUUUUACUCGCCGGUAUAGCUUCUUUAUUAGCAGCGUUGUGCUACGCUGAAUUUGGUGCACGAAUUCCUAAAGCUGGUAGCGCUUACGUUUACACGUACAUCUCUGUCGGUGAAUUUUGGGCAUUCGUAAUCGGAUGGAACAUUAUAUUAGAGCACAUGAUCGGCGCGGCAUCCGUGGCAAGGGCUUGGAGCGGAUAUGUCGAUUCUUUGGCAGGGGGAUCGAUCAGCAAUUACAGCCGUCGAAUAAUGCACGGGUACACCAUGGCAGAACCGCUUGGAAGCGUUCCAGACGUUUUAGCCGCCGCGUUAUGCCUGUUUUACGCGAUGCUGCUAACAUUGGGCGUUAAGAGUUCGGCAACGGUCAACUCCUUGCUCACGCUCGUGAAUCUUGGGGUGAUGGGAUUGGUGAUCGGAUUAGGAUUCGCCUACGCGAAACUUUCCAAUUGGAGUUGCGAGCAUGGAGGGUUCUUACCCUAUGGAUUCACAGGCGUAUUAGCAGGUGCUGCGACGUGCUUCUACGCGUAUGUCGGCUUCGAUUCUAUCGCUACUUCCGGGGAAGAGGCACGCGAUCCUGCAUACAGCAUACCCCGAGCAACGUUAUUUUCGAUGACAAUCGUGACUGUUGGAUAUGUAUUGGUUGGCGCCGCUCUCACCCUGGUCAUACCCUAUUGGAAGAUCAAUCCCACCGCUGCCCUUCCCGAGGCUUUCUCGUCGAUUGGGAUACCAUGGGCGAAAUACGUGAUAAGUAUUGGGGCAUUGUGCGGAAUGACGACAACCCUGUUCGGAUCUUUGUUCUCGUUGCCGCGGAUAAUGUACGCAAUGGCUAACGACGGUCUACUGUUCGGCUUCCUCGGCCACAUUAACAACCGUACCCAAGUACCCGUCCUCAAUUUGGCCAUCAGCGGUUUCCUCAGUGCCUUAAUCGCCUUGCUCUUCGACCUUCAACACUUGGUCGAGUUUAUGUCCAUAGGCACGUUCCUGGCCUACACCAUCGUCUCGGCCAGCGUCAUCAUCCUCAGAUAUCGGCCUGAAAAGGUCACACCCUCCCCGUCCAACGCCGGCACCCCGAGCAGUUUGACGUCGCCACCCACCGAGGGGGCAGACUCCAACAGCGAUUGCAACAGCGUCACGUCUGCCGAAUCCGAGCUCCUAGACUUGAGCGAAGGCACGGGUAAGCUUAAAUCCCGAUACAUUUGGCUGGCCAACUUCCUGGGCAGUUGCAAACCAGGGGAUGUGGUGACGGGUUCCGUGAUGAUAUACACGGCGGGCUGCAUCUCCCUGUGUUUCCUCUUCAUACUGAUAUCCCAAACGUACUUUGCCCCCGCGUUGUGGGACUAUUUCGUCCUGGCAAACGUCAUCCUCUUGUUGAUCGGAAGCCUUUUCGUUAUCAUCGCCCACCAACAAUCUCCCCCCACCGGUAAAUUCCGCGUCCCGAUGGUACCCGUUAUACCAGCCCUCAGCAUCUUGUUCAACAUUGGCUUGAUGUUCCAUUUGUCGCUUUUGACGUGGCUGCGAUUCCUCGUUUGGAUGGUAGUCGGGAUGUUGAUAUACUUUCUAUACGGGAUUCACUACAGCAAAGAGGCGGCGAGCCCCAACUCUUACUCGAUACUGAUGGCCACCUCGGAGGCGGGGAGGGGCGCGAAAUGGGGCGCCACGUUACGGGUGAACCAGAAAAGCGAUAAAGUACCGAUAUUGAACGAGGAAGAUUUCGUACAUUAGGGAGAUUAGAGGGAACCGUGUGUCAGGGAACCGUGUAAAGACGUGUGCCGAAACGAUGCUGAAAUGUAAGUAAAUUAUAUAUUACGUAGAGGAAUUUUAGGAGGAAUUAUUAGAAAGAGAGGAAAAAAAAAAAUACUUGACCAUUGUAUCUCCCUGUAUACGUACACACGCCGAUUUGAAAUUUAAGUAUAUAAUAUCUUUGUACAUACCGACUGUGUAACGUUAUGUAAAGAAAAGAAAAAAAAAAGAAAUGCCAAUUCCAUUCAAUUGCAUCCCCGUGUUAGAGAAGCUUCUUUUGUCUAAAAGGAAAAAAAAAAAAUUAAGCGAUUCAAUUGUGGAUGUGGAUCUCUGGCAAAGGGUACGUUGAUUACAUUUAAUCAUGAAUGAUUUUCAAUUGAAUUUCGUUCCUAAUUUAAUUUUUUAUUAUCAGUAAUAUCAGAAGUUUUGUUGGGAAUAUAGUUCUUGUAUGUAUAUUAUUAUCGCGCACAAGUUUGAAGUGUAUACAAGUCCUUUUGCAUUUUACAGGUGUAUUAUUUAACAUCCUGUCUUGUGACACGAUGUAGGUACGCAAAAUUAUGUAUGUAUGUGCCGAUUGUACAUUGAAACGAACAUUUUAUUUCUGUACUUGUACAAAAAUGCAUAACUAAAUUUAACUUUAAAAAAAAAUAUAUAUAUAUAUAAAAUACAAUAGUAUGAUUUAGUAUGAUUGUAAGGAGGAAAUCGUAUUUUCAAUAAAUUUUAAUUUCUGAUAAUCGUGUCUGGUCUGAUCUGAAGAAAAAUUCAGGAUAUAUUUGUGAAUUAGGAUCAAAAAGAAGAAGGAGAAAAAAAAGUAUAUAUAUAUAUAAAGGCCAGAUUAAAAAAAAAAAAAAAUGUUAACGCUUUGGCGCAAGGAUCGAAAACAUGGUGCCUUGGGAACGGAUAGACUAAUUAUAUACAGUAAGAUGUACGAAUCUAAAAGCAUGACAAUAGAUUCGCCUGUUAUAUGGCGAGCGAUUAAAUUUAAGAUUAAUUAUAUACACGGAUUUGCUAAGCACGUGGAUUGCCCGGUGGCGAUAUAUCAUCGUUACGUUAUAACUGAGUAAAUAACUUCUUUAACUUAUUUGAUAAACCUCUUUCAAGAUUAGAACAAGUUUCACUUUGCAAUUUUAUUACUUUAACCAAUUAAUCGUAAUCGCAGUGAUUCCGAUAAAAAUCAGAAGAAUGUUAUUCUUGAGAGAUUCCUCUAGGAUUGACGACCGUUCCUAAUACACCAAUUUAUUACACGAUCUCUCUUAUGUUGAGAAAAAAGAGAAAAAAAAAAAAAAGAAAAAAAUAUGUAAAAUAUAAAUUUGACGUAAAAGAAACGAUUAAUAUAUCGCAUCUAAAAAAAAAGUUAUCGUUUCUCGAUUUAAUUAAACAACUAACUAUAGCAUAUUAUAUGCAUUAUUUUGACAGUCCUUCGCUCAGCAGAUCCAGCAAGGAUCGAUACUAUACCGUAGCAGAUAAUGUAAUCGAUGUUACGUAAGAAAGUGUAUUGGUACAUCUUAAAGGUUUACCACCUUUAAUCGUCAAAGCGACGUAGAUGUUAUAUAGACGAAGAAUAACGUAGCAAACACCAUAAUUACGUUUUACGUAAGGUUUAAGGUGAUACGUUUUACGGAGGAGAAUGUAUCGCUUCGGACGAGUCACGCGAAUAGGUUAUUAUUCUUUUCAGGACUCAUCGUUGUAAUACGAUCCGUGUAAAAAACAUCGCGCGACUUUCCAUCCCAAAUAUUUCUUCCCGCUUUCCGCAAAUUUGUACAGUCUUUUUUCCGUACAUAAGUUCCGUCUGGAGCGAUCCAUCUUUAAAAUAGACAGUGUAUAAAGGAGAAAAUUCAAUUGCGCAGAUUAUUUUCCUCGAGAUGAAGUUCUUCAAUUAUCCUUUUAUCGCACAAUUGCCAAGUACAAUAGCCAACGUAUGCGUAAUUAUUGAAUUAUUGUAUAUAUACAGCAGAUUAAUUAACUGGUGGUAAUCACGUGAAUACGUACAAAAUUAUGACAGUCGUUAGAAAGGUAUUGUAAAAAAA
Messenger RNA from Apis mellifera (honey bee), 4173 nucleotides. Its product is annotated as cationic amino acid transporter 4. The transcript has 9 exons. Gene Ontology annotation, biological process: amino acid transport; transmembrane transport. Lineage: Eukaryota; Metazoa; Arthropoda; Insecta; Hymenoptera; Apidae. Gene Ontology annotation, molecular function: amino acid transmembrane transporter activity. The record is from RefSeq and is a predicted model, not a curated record. The coding region runs from base 182 to 2128 and encodes 648 amino acids. Gene Ontology annotation, cellular component: plasma membrane.